AUGCCCGAGUCUCCAAGUGAGCUAGGUCAGAUACAAUCCCUCCGCCGCUCCCUCACCCUUCCCACCAAAUUAAAUCCUCUCGCGCAACGUCGCUCGAGUGUGCCAAAUACCCCCGAACAUGUAAUUUUUUAUCACCCGUCUGCGAAAAUCGUGCAUUUCUCCCCAAGAGCGCUCGCCCCUAUUCCCUCCAGUUCUGCGCCAUCGGACUUCGACUACCCGGUUGACACCAUCGAAACACUCCCCUGGCGCUCUGCAACUGAAAGGACAGUCGCCACUGCACCACUAAGGCUGGAAAAGGUUCAUGGCUCAACGGCCUUUCUGAAAUGUGGAAAUGUCGUCCAUGCGAUCCUGAAAAACUCGCAGUGUUGGUGUGUUGACGGGGUGUCAAAGUUUGUUUUACGCAUUCGCCCUCUUACAUACUAUCGCAUCGAGAUACCAUACGAGACGGAAGACGACCAGAGUUUGGUGCGGGAUCUGAAGGCCGCGUUGCCAACAGUGCUUCGGUAUGAGGUCACGCCAUGUCCUUUCAAACGCGCUUUCAGCGUUGAGCUCCCAACAGAUGCGAUGGCACCUCGGCGCAAAAAGGCCUGGCAACCCAAAGAUCGGAGAGAAAAGAUACCAACUGUCCUAGAACCUCCGCGAGAGACACCAUCACCCUCUUCGAUCAGGUCGGAUUGUAUCGAUUCCAUGAGCACCGGGGACGACACCGACGGAAACUUAACUGAUGACAGUUGUUUCACCUCGAACAAAGCAAACAGUACAAUUUUGGAGGCUAUUCCCGGCGAUCAGGAAUCAUCUCCUGUUGAAGCUUUGAGUCCUUCCCCAUACCUUGGGCCCCCUAGGCGCUCGGUGUCUGAAGCACCGCAAACUUUCACUAGCUUGCUUGCAAAGUUUGAGGCUACAUCAGUCUCAGGGGAUGACGAUGACUUUGAACCUGUGCCCAAGCCCGAAUAUGCACAUAGUGCUGAUGCUGCACCUCAAAUUGAUCAUGAGCCCAAGGUUAAAGACCCACCCGAACCUAAGUUACCAGGCGACGGCGGAGUUGAAGCUGGGCCUGAAUCUGAACCUAUCCUAGAUGCUGGAUUCAAAGCUGAAGCGCAACUUGAGGCUGAGCCUGAACCCAGGCCAGAGGCUAUAUCACAAGCGGAAGCUGCCAGCAAGGCUGCAGUUGAAGCAGAGCCCAUCGUCUCAAUCGAGACUGACGCAGUAUUGGCUGCUGAGACCCCGGAGGAAGUUGAGGAAGUUGUAUUCCAUGCGGAAACCACCAGUGUAGUCGAAGCUGAGGCAGUACCAGAAGAGAAUUUAAUGAACGUCGAAGAAGUUCAACCCGCUCAACCCGCUCAACCCGCUCAACCCGCCACUCAACCUAAACCGGAGGUUGACCAUGAUGUCUCCUUUGCUUCCAGCCCCGAGUCAUUCCAUUCUGCUGAGCCCCAGUCGCCAGAUUCAGUCUCUACUCAUCCUACAUCCGUGGGAGGGCACGAUCUGCCAGAGUCAGAAGAAAUCUUCAAUCUUUCGAGCACAAAAUACAUCAUUUCUGGAUUGGAAUCAGCACCAGCGGAUCCGUGCAGCACAUCACAGCACCCGAAACUCAAUAUUCCUCAAAGCGAUGAUAUCCCAAACCCAAUCAGCGCGCCUGUCCCUCCAUUAAUGCAUAGUGCAAGUUCGAACAAUCCGCCCAGGCGCUUUGCAGAUGCGUUCUCGGAUACCUCACCCUCAAUGGCUCCUACAAGCAAUGUGAAUCGACCAAGUCGUUUCACGGAUGCAUCUUCGGACACUCAAAUACGCCCAAACUCUCAUGCCAAGACCACUGCAUUGAAUACUGAUUUCGAUCACAUGAGUGCCGAGUUCCGGCGACGGGCAAAAGCCACAAGAGAGCGUGACGUUUCCCCCAUGCCUCAUUCUUCGGCAUUGUACCAACCAUCCGGCUAUCACGCUAGUAUUAAUCCCCCCCCUGCCUAUCUUUUUGUCAUUCUCCUCCACAUCGCUGCGCGCAUUGUCAUCAACCCAACUAUCCAGCCGACCAUCACCUCAACACCGAGUGAGCCAAAUUCUCAUUUCCGGCAAACAAGGAAGGAUCCAGCCACAGAGGAUGAUUUCAGCUUUCCGCUGGAGCCUCAAACUUCCUCAGAGUACGAGGAUGCUGAAAUCUUCAAGAAACUUGACCCUUGGGAUCUGGACUAG
This is a messenger RNA of Penicillium crustosum, 2184 nucleotides long. RefSeq lists its product as uncharacterized. The record is from RefSeq and is a predicted model, not a curated record. Lineage: Eukaryota; Fungi; Ascomycota; Eurotiomycetes; Eurotiales; Aspergillaceae. The transcript is spliced from 2 exons. Gene Ontology annotation, cellular component: extrinsic component of intraperoxisomal membrane. Gene Ontology annotation, biological process: peroxisome inheritance. Bases 1 to 2184 code for a protein of 727 amino acids.